Molecule: messenger RNA, 1557 nt
Organism: Neltuma alba
Lineage: Eukaryota; Viridiplantae; Streptophyta; Magnoliopsida; Fabales; Fabaceae
Product: probable xyloglucan galactosyltransferase GT12
Exons: 1
Coding region: 1-1557 (518 amino acids)
Molecular function (GO): glycosyltransferase activity
Source: RefSeq, a predicted model, not a curated record
AUGAAGAAGAUGAUGGAGAAGUUGUUUGAUAACUUGAGGUUCGUGUUUCUCACCUCCUUUGUACUAUGUUUCUCGUUGUUCUUUUUGGAUUACGUGGCUGUUCUUCAUGGUCAAAGUGGGAUCACUUUUUUGCUUAUAUCCGACCAAGCCGAACGGCCUAAUCAUCGUGUCACUCCUGUAAGUAAUUCUGGUAAAACCAUGAAUUUCCCAGAAAAGAGCACCACUUCUUCUGACAUAUCAGACCCUGUUUCAACUAGUGGGGUCCCUGAUACGCAAACAGAUACUGUCACAGAAAACGAAAACCCCAUAGGGAUUGAGAAACAAGACUGGGAUCCUUGUCGGGGCAAAUAUAUCUAUAUGUAUGAUCUUCCCAGUAGGUUCAAUGAGGAUUUACUUAAAAGAUGUCACACGCUCAUGAAAUGGAUGGAUAUGUGUCCUUACAUGACCAAUUUAGGACUUGGACCAAAGAUUACGCUGACAGAGAGAUCAGAAGCAAAAGUUCUGUUGCUGAAGAAUCGUUGGUAUGCCACUAACCAAUUCUCACUAGAAGUCAUUUUUCAUAACAAGAUGAAGCAUUACAGAUGCUUAACCAAGAAUUCCUCUCUGGCUUCUGCUGUACUUGUACCUUAUUAUGCUGGUCUUGAUGUGGGUCAAUAUCUAUGGGAUACUAAUGUUUCAGUAAGAGAUGCUUCUCCAAUACAACUCUCAAAGUGGCUUUCAAGAAGGCCUGAAUGGAAGAGAAUGUGGGGUAGGGACCAUUUCCUUGUUGGAGGAAGAAUUGGUUGGGAUUUCAGAAGAAGAACAGAAGAUGAUUCUGAUUGGGGAACAAAACUUAUGUUUCUUCCACAAUUUUCCAACAUGACGUUUUUGCCUAUAGAAUCUGGCUCAUAUCCUAAUGAUUUUCCCAUUCCAUACCCGACUUACUUUCACCCUUUAAAGGACCAUGAGGUUCUGAAAUGGCAAAAGAGAAUGAAGAAGGUGAAAAGACCCUACUUGUUUUCAUUUGUAGGUGCUCCAAGGCCAAACUCAACACAGCUCAUCAGAAAAGAGCUCAUCAAGCAAUGCCUUGAAUCUUCCAAAACCUGCAAGUUUCUUGGCUGCUAUGAUGGUGAUAGUAACCCAUGUGAAGACCCUGUGAGUAUUACUAAGGUGUUUCAGAGUUCACAUUUUUGCUUGCAGCCUCCUGGAGAUUCAUUCACCAGAAGAUCAACUUUUGACUCUAUUUUAACAGGCUGUAUUCCGGUGUUUUUUCAUCCAAGUUCAGCUUAUGACCAAUAUUUAUGGCAUUUGCCUAAGGCUGGGUCUACGUACUCUGUGUUCAUCCCAGAAGAGGAUGUGAUAAAGAAGAGAGUGAAGAUCAGUGAUACUUUGUUGAGAGUUUCAAAGAGUGAAGUGAUGGCUUUGAGAGAAGAGGUUAUAAAGCUUAUUCCCAGAAUCAUAUAUGGCCAUCCAAAGUCUAGAUUUGAGACCAUUGAAGAUGCAUUUGAUAUAGCAGUAAAGGAAAUUCUGACGAGAGUUGAGAAGCUGAGAAAAGAGAUUUUUAAUGUCAAUAUUUGA